GCGCGGUCCCCGCGGCCUUCCACGAGUUCGGGGCGUGGCACCCCCAGCCGCCGAUCCCCGACCCCGACGCUCGCUUCCGCGGCUACGAGAGGUUCCCUCGCGAGCAGGUGCCCUUGUGUGAGGACCUGCGCCCGGGGGUGCUGCAGGCGACGGAGAAGUGCUGGUCCCUGUGCAGCCCGAAGGGCCAGGAGGACUGCAUGCCGCGCACCCUGGCGACCAUCGAGAAUGGCAAGCUGGAGAUGCACCGGCACCCCAUGUGCUCCAGCCGGGUGGAGUGCGCCGGGCGCAAGCACCGCGUGCUCUGCGAGGCGAGGCUGAAGGGCUCGGGCGACGGGGACGAGAAGGAGGGGGGCUCGCAGGCCUCCACGAAGGGCGUGGCCUCUCAGCUCACGCAGCUCGCGCGGUCCGUCGAGGUUCCUCAGAAUAUCCCGCAGCUUGCCAAACAAGGCGGUCUGGGCGCGGCCGCGCUGACGCUCGCCGUGCGACCCCCGCUCGCCUGGCGGGCGCGCGGGGCACAGGGCUGGGCGCGGCCGCCGCCGCUGCGGUGGCGCGCCUUCCUGUGA
Prorocentrum cordatum is the source of this 563-nucleotide messenger RNA. NCBI's taxonomy places the organism in Eukaryota, Dinophyceae, Prorocentrales, Prorocentraceae. The record is from the annotation of a GenBank genome assembly.